This is a messenger RNA of Clupea harengus (Atlantic herring), 1965 nucleotides long. It is a transcript of the gene slc2a6, whose product is annotated as solute carrier family 2 member 6. Gene Ontology annotation, molecular function: transmembrane transporter activity. Gene Ontology annotation, biological process: transmembrane transport. NCBI's taxonomy places the organism in Eukaryota, Metazoa, Chordata, Actinopteri, Clupeiformes, Clupeidae. Gene Ontology annotation, cellular component: membrane. The record is from RefSeq and is a predicted model, not a curated record.
AUUGCGCUGUGUGAGAAGUUCCAGAGAGCCAUCUUCCCCUUUUUGGUGUCAUUGAGUGAAUUUCCCACGUCGCAUCACAUGACACGCACACUCUGGCACUCUGGGUUGGACUCAUUCUUCCUCAUGCUAUAUAUUCCAACACUCAUGUCCGUUUAGAGAAAGCAGCACCUCCUGUCACAUUGCUGGUGAAGGAAAUGGAUGAGAACACACCCCUCAUUCCAAGGGAAACCCUAAAGAGAAGUAAUGCGAGACUCUACCUGGCUGCCUUCUCUGCAGUCCUGGGGAACCUAAGCUUUGGGUUCGCUCUGGUCUACCCCUCCUCUGUCAUCCCCCAGCUGCAGAGGGGCGACGACCCCCGGCUGAAGCUGGACACCCACCAGAUCUCAUGGUUUGGGUCCAUCUUCUCCCUGGGGGCGGCGGCCGGGGGUCUGAGUGCCAUGCUGCUUAACGACAGGGUCGGGCGCAAGCCCAGCAUCAUCCUGUCGGCCGUGCCAUCCUCCGUGGGUUACUUGGUGCUGGCGGCGGCACAGGCCGUGUGGAUGCUCUACCUGGGCAGGUUCCUGACGGGCAUCGCGUCGGGCAUGACCGCCGCUUCAAUACCUGUGUACGUCUCAGAGAUCUCACACCCCAAAGUGAGAGGCAAAUUGGGAUCCUGUCCCCAGAUGACAGCAGUGUUUGGAGCAUUGGCACUUUAUGGUCUAGGUUUGGUGUUGCAUUGGCGCUGGCUGGCGGUUGUCGGGGAGGUGCCGGUGAUGGUGAUGGUGCUUCUGCUUUGCUUCAUGCCGGACUCGCCGCGGUUCCUGAUCACGCGCGGCCGCCACGAGGAGUCGCGUCGAGCGCUGGAGUGGUUCAGAGGACCGGAGUACACCGAGGAGUUCCUACGCAUCCAGCACAGUGUCAACACCCAGGGUCGUAUAGGCUGGGAAGAGUUGCGUCAGCCCUUCUACUACAAGCCCAUCCUGAUCUCUGUGGGGAUGCGCUUCCUGCAGCAGAUGACUGGAAUCACCCCCAUCCUGGUCUACCUGGAGCCCAUCUUCCACUUGACACAGAUCACACUGGAGCCUCAAUAUGAUGCUGCUCUGGUUGGAGCGGUGCGUCUGCUGUCCGUGAUGAUUGCAGCCAGUCUGAUGGACAAGGCUGGCAGGAAGGCCCUCCUCUUCACUUCAGGGUUCCUCAUGUUCCUGUCCAUGCUGACCAUGACCAUGUACACCUACACGCCGCCCAGUCACCACAGCAACAGCAGCACCCCCCUGCUACGCUGGGUUGAGGGUCCCUCUCAGACGACCCCGACCUUUGACCCCAUCACACUCAUUCCUCUGAUCAGCACCAUGGUCAUCAUAUUCGGGUACGCCAUGGGAUGGGGACCAAUCACGUGGCUGCUGAUGUCAGAGGUGCUGCCUCUGGGGGCCCGUGGGAUAGCGUCGGGGGUGUGUGUGGGGGUCAGCUGGCUCACCGCCUUCGUACUCACACAGUUCUUCAUGCACGUGGUGGUGGCGUUCGGGCUGUACGUUCCCUUCCUGUUCUUCAGUGUGGUGUGUGUGGUGAACAUCAUUUUCACCGGUGUGUGUGUCCCUGAGACCAAAGGCCGUUCGCUGGAGGAGAUCGAGAACUACUUCAAAACGGGGCGCUCCUUCACCAUCACUGACACAACUACUGCGCCUCAUGAUUAGGGCUAACUCUAUAGUAUAAUAUCAUUUAUAUAUAUAUAUAUAUAUACAGUAUAUACUAUAAUAUAAUAUAGUAUAGUAUAAUUGUAUUUCUUGUUUUCAUGUCAUGUUUACAAAUGAUGCAGCUUGUCUGACUGAGUUUUCACGGACUUCUCAUGGGUAUUUGCAUGGGAGACAUCGCAGACAUACAGAAAUGUAUAAACUGACAAACUGGGUAAACUGACCAAUGAUGUGCCAGUGAUAGUGUAAUGUCAUUUUUUUUGUACUUGAUUUGAAGAUUAAACCUGCUGAAAGCUUA